This is a messenger RNA of Melitaea cinxia (Glanville fritillary), 1467 nucleotides long. RefSeq lists its product as uncharacterized. The record is from RefSeq and is a predicted model, not a curated record. The transcript has a single exon. Bases 1 to 1467 code for a protein of 488 amino acids. Lineage: Eukaryota; Metazoa; Arthropoda; Insecta; Lepidoptera; Nymphalidae. Gene Ontology annotation, cellular component: nucleus. Gene Ontology annotation, biological process: regulation of DNA-templated transcription.
AUGACAAUGGACAUUCAAAAUAACUAUCAAAAUUAUAAAGAACAUUCUCCGGAAAGGAAGGAGUCUAGUUUAAAUAUAGAAAGUGCAAAAACUUCACAACUUUCGAAAAUUGACAUGCAGCCGACUACACUGAGUCAAGCGAAGGCUUCCAAACGAUCAUUCGAUGUGGCUUUCUUGAUGAUGCCAGAUGAAAAAAUUCGUCAAGUUCAACCUGAGAGACAAUUGAGAGUUUCAAAACAACUGUUCAAUACAGAAGAAUGGGAGCAGCCGACUAAAAGAGUUGUAGAUAUUUAUAAGCAAAGUGAGUACUCCAAUGAUAAUACUGUUGAUUCUAAGGAUCAAGAUGAAGACAGAGUUCGAGUAAAUAACAAUAUAUCCCCAAGUUUCGGUUCCGAUAUAAAUAUCGAUGUCGGUACUGACGAGUACCCGAAUAAGAUUAUGUAUUGUAGUGAUUCCGACACCUCUGAGAGAUCGCGAAGUCGUCCCAACUCAAACGAGAGUGCUAAUAGACAACCUAAAUUUUUACACGAGUAUAAGAAUAAAAUUUUCGACGAUCCUACUUUAAUUAGCAUACGAACAAGAGCGAGAUUUGAGAACCGGUUUGGAGAAAAGCAACACGAGACAUCGCCUAAAAGUGCUUUCACUAAAGUGUCUAACUUCACUGGCCGGUCACCAAAUCCAUCGGUCAGUCCAGAUAACUUACUUUAUCAGAACUCUAUAAGUCCGCCAUUAUCUGCGUCUAGUCCACCAUCAAGCUCGUACAACAAGGGCUUUAACAAUCUCCUGACACCAGCGCACUUACUAAAUGGGCACUGUUUCUUUAAAUCGCAAAGUGUUCCUUCUACUUCACCGAACUAUCCAGAGGCGGGUCCAUUGCCACGGACAAGUACAUCAUUUAAAGCGAUCGAACAACAAAAUAAGUAUGACGUAAAAACGGCACAAAUAUCGCCAAAUAAAAUGAAUUUUCUUCCAUUUCGGCCUGAGUUACCUUAUCUUCAAGCUGGACCGUCAUAUCCGUUUGGAGUUCAAAAUUUCCAACAACCUAAUCCUGACUUCAUGAAAUUUCAAGGACCACCGCGAGAACCGGUUAAUCCUUUAAUAGCAAAUCCUGCUGCUGCAAUUUUGAGUACGCUCUUACCAUCAACUAUUGCAGCAUUUUCAUUACCAGCACAAAAUGUAUGCGCCAAAUGCAGCAUCAGUUUUAGAAUGACUUCAGACUUAGUUUAUCACAUGAGAACUCACCACAAGAGUGAGUCGGCGACCGAUCCGAAUAGGAAAAAAAGAGAAGAAAAACUGAAAUGUCCAGUUUGUAACGAAAGUUUUAGAGAGAGACAUCACCUAACGAGACAUAUGACAGCGCAUCAGGACAAGGAAGGUGAUUUGGACGACGUAUCGAAUACACAAAGUUUUAACAAAAAGAGCAAACAAUUUUAUGCUCAAAACGGAGGAUCUAUCCUCCAUAAAUAG